Carassius gibelio (silver crucian carp) is the source of this 884-nucleotide messenger RNA. RefSeq names its product armadillo repeat containing 7 (gene armc7). The transcript is spliced from 4 exons. The record is from RefSeq and is a predicted model, not a curated record. Lineage: Eukaryota; Metazoa; Chordata; Actinopteri; Cypriniformes; Cyprinidae. Gene Ontology annotation, molecular function: protein binding. The coding region runs from base 226 to 804 and encodes 192 amino acids.
ACGGACCAGCCGAUGCGAAAUUCUACGGCUGUCUUUUGCGUUACACUCUUUGAUCAAAUCAUGAUAUUCUGGAUUAAUUGUAUUUGUAUAUACAAUCCGUAGGAGACAGACAGUUUCUGUAGAUAUGUAACUGAACGUUUCGAGUUCAUAGCGGAAGCACGAAUUAAUUUCAUCAGUGUUAUUCCGCUCAAGUGUCAAACCCAUGUUACCCAUGAUUCAUCUGUGAUGGCAGGAAAGAGUAAUUUCUCAGCGUCUGACCGGUUUGAGUAUUUGCAGGGUCUGGUCACAGAGUUCCAGGACACUGACAGUGAGGAGGCUAAAGAGCAAGUGCUGGCAAACCUGGCCAACUUUGCCUACGAUCCAUCCAACAUGGAAGCACUGCGACUGCUGCAGGUCACUGAGCUCUUCCUGGACAUGCUGACAGAAGAGAAUGAGAACUUUGUGGAGUUUGGAAUUGGUGGUUUGUGUAACCUCAGCAUGGAGCGGGAGUCCCGUGAUCAGAUCCUGCAAAGCGGCGGAGUCCCAUUAGUGAUAUCCUGCCUGUCGAGUAACAGAGAUGAGACGGUUCUCUCUGCCAUCACUACAUUAAUGAACCUGACCACAGCAGCCUCGCGCUCAGAGACCACAGACAGUGCUGUGGUGCAGUGCAUGCUGCGCUUCUCCCUCACACACAACCCGCGUCUCAGGAACCUGGCGUCGGUCUUCCUGGAGGACUACUGCACACAGCAACAAGUGGACAGGGCUCGAGAGGAAAUGCAGGGACAAAGCCAGUCAGCGGUGGGCAUUCCACUGCCAAAGGACUGAACACUUGACUUUGAAUAUAGUUGUUCCUGGACAGUUUGUAAAUGCUAAGAUAUAAAAAUAAAGCUUAUUUUCUUAAUAAA